UCCUCUGUCCUUCGUAAUUAGACGAUCGUAUAAACGGCCCCAUUUAUUUAUUAGACGCGGGGCUUCCAAGGCCUCUAUUCCUACCUCUUUCAGUUAUUCCAUUGAAGCGCACUCAACGUUCUCCAUUGAAGCGCAGUUGACGUUCUCCGUUGAAUCUAUUUCUUGUAUCCCCCAUUGAAGCAGCUUCUAAGUUUCCGGUGUGUUCUGUUGGCUCUGUGCAUAAGCUAGAUUCUUCAAAAUUAGUAUGUCUGAGGCAAAUGAAAAGAAGACUGAACAAGUGUGCAGCUUUGUUAAAAAACCAAUGGGGAACAAAAAUAUGAGAAAACGACCGAUAGUUGACGCUGGAGAUGGCGAUAAAGGGGAGAGUUUUUUGACACACUCUGCUAAAAGGCCUGUUACUGGGACAUCCAAGCGGACAGUGUCUGAAGAAUCAACCAAGGAUGAAAAAAAUGUGCUGUUUCAAUAUGAGUCUUCCAAAGAGAUUCAGGUGCAGAAUGAUAGCAAAGCGACAGCUACUCUUGAAACUGAGACAGACUUCUCAAGAGACUCCAGGGCUAUUCGAGAGCGAGCUCUCAUGAAAGCUGCGGAGGCGUUGAAGGGAAAAAUCAACAAGACAUCUGGUGAUGAAAAGGUAUAUAAGGGUAUGAAUAGUUACACUGAUCACAGAGCAGGUUUCCGGCGUGAGCAAACUGUUGCUGCUGAGAAAGCUGGUGGGGCUCACGGACCUCUCAGGGCCUCAGCUCAUAUUAGAGUAUCUGCUAGAUUUGACUACCAACCAGACAUUUGUAAGGACUACAAAGAAACUGGCUACUGUGGCUAUGGUGACUCAUGUAAGUUUAUGCAUGAUCGGGGUGAUUAUAAGUCUGGAUGGCAGAUGGAAAAAGAAUGGGAUGAAGCAGAAAAGGCUAGAAAGAGAAAUUUAGCUAUGGGAUGUCAUGACAGUGAUGAGGAUGAUGUUGAUCAUGACGCGGAAGAUGACGAUGAUUCCUUGCCAUUUGCCUGUUUCAUUUGUAGGGAACCUUUUGUCGACCCAGUAAUGACGAAAUGCAAGCACUACUUCUGUGAGCAUUGUGCUUUAAAGCAUCAUGCCAAGAACAAAAAGUGUUUCGUCUGCAACCAGCCUACCCUAGGAAUCUUUAAUACUGCUCAUGAGAUACGUAAAAGGGCAGCAGCAGAAAAAAAAUGAAGAGUUUGUCAAUCUACCCUCUUAUUCUGUACUUUAGACUAGUAUACUGCUGGAAAUUUCACUUCGGAUUUUCUAGCUACAUGGCAAAACAGUAGUUUUCAAAGAGCUGUCUUCAUUUGUUUUAGGAUAUACUUCUGGAAAAAAUAUAUUUGUCACUGUAAUCCAUAAUGGGCUUUGAUUAUGUAAAUGGAUUUUGGCAUGUGCUUAACUUAAGCAACUAUUAAUGGAAAAACAGAGAGUACUUUGUGUUAAAGAGGCAUAUUGGCUCUUGCAACUGCUGCUCAACUUUCAGUAUGGAUGAUCACCAUAUACCAUGGUUGUAAUUUUUCGACAAGCGAGUAGAUCUGCAUCCUGUGUUUUUUACAUGUUCAAAUAGCUGGAAGCUGAUUUGAUCAAAGUCAAUUGGAAAAAAAUCAGUUGCUUUUACUUCAAUUUUGGUGAAAUGUAUGCUUUUUUGGCUUGAAGGGUUGAAGUUUUUGGUUGAAGACCGUUCGAAGUUAAUAGUUGAAAUUUUUGAGUUAGAAAAAUUCCGUAAACAGAUAAAGUUCUAAAAUUAUAGUAAGAUCUCAAAUUCUAUAA
This is a messenger RNA of Chenopodium quinoa (quinoa), 1765 nucleotides long. Its product is annotated as zinc finger CCCH domain-containing protein 1-like. NCBI's taxonomy places the organism in Eukaryota, Viridiplantae, Streptophyta, Magnoliopsida, Caryophyllales, Amaranthaceae. The record is from RefSeq and is a predicted model, not a curated record. Gene Ontology annotation, molecular function: metal ion binding. Gene Ontology annotation, biological process: snoRNA splicing. Gene Ontology annotation, cellular component: U2-type spliceosomal complex. The transcript has 5 exons. Bases 245 to 1186 code for a protein of 313 amino acids.